Molecule: messenger RNA, 2412 nt
Organism: Symbiodinium pilosum
Lineage: Eukaryota; Dinophyceae; Suessiales; Symbiodiniaceae
Source: the annotation of a GenBank genome assembly
AUGAAAUUUGAAACAAGUCGUCGGAACUUCAUACGGAAAUCCGCACUCAUCGCUGUUGCGCCCGCCGUGGGCUACACAAACUUUGCUAACGCUGAAGAGGUUUUGAUAGACGAGGCAGACCCGGCCGCUGCUGCGCUGGGAUACAAACACGUCGCCGCCGAAGUUGACGUAGCCAAGUAUCCGAAAAAGGCUGGAGCAGAAGGCGCCAAGCAGUUGUGUCUGAACUGUUCACUCUACCAGCCCAAAACAGACGCAUUAGGCGGCUGUCAGAUCUUCCCCGGCAAAAACGUUGUAGACCCCAUGAAAUACCUGAUCCCCCUGCUGCUGCUCCUGGCAGGGACCAGCACUGCGCUGGCUAACGACAAAUAUGAGCCACCGCGCAUGGCCAACGGCAAGCCAGACUUUAAUGGCGUCUGGCAGGUGAUGAAUCGUGCCAACUUCAAUCUGGAGCCCCACGGUCCGGAAGCAGCGCUGGCACUUCGUGAUGGCCCCAUAGUUCCGGUGCCCGCCGCGGAAGUGAUCGCCCUGGGCGCCGUUGGCGCUGUACCUGCAAGCCUGGGCGUUGUGCUGGAUGGACCGAUCCCCUAUACCCGCAAAGCACGCAAGCAGCGAGACAAGAACAAAGCUGCCUGGUUGCAGUCUGACCCUGAAAUAAAAUGCUAUCUACCUGGCGUACCUCGCGCCAACUACAUGGACUUUGGUUUCCAGAUCUUCCAUAACACCGACGCGCUGGUCUUCUCCUACGAAUACGCCGGCGCUGUCCGCAACAUUCACCUGACCGACCCUGGCCCUGCGCCUAUAGACAGCUGGAUGGGGCAGUCGUGGAUGCACUGGGAAGGCGACACCAUGAUCAUAGAAACCACCGGAUUCAACGGCCAGACCUGGCUGGAUAGAGCAGGCAAUCACCACACCGACAAGCUAAAGGUUAUUGAACGUUUCACAUUACUCAGCCCUCACGUCAUGGACUAUGAGGCCACGCUUGAAGACCCCAAUGUUUAUUCCCGACCGUGGACGAUCAAAAUGCCGAUCUAUAAAAGAGUGCCCCCGGACGAUCGACUCAUGCAGUUCAACUGCGUCGAGUUUGUUGAAGAACUCAUGUACGAAGCACCGAUCUCCGUGCGUGGUCAUGUUACAAAAAUUGAAUGGAUCAACCCGCACGCCUGGAUUCACCUGGCAGCGGAUCAGGAAGAUGGCAGCGUUGUCGACUGGAUGUUUGAAGGCGGCACGCCAAACACCCUGGUCCGCUCAGGCAUAGACCGCAACUCUCUGGCCAUCGGCACUGAAAUUGUCGUCCGCGGCUACCAGAGCAAAGACCGCAACUGCACACCUGCCUGCAAAGCCAACGGUCGCGACCUGGCAUUCACAGAUGGGCGUAAAGUUUUUAUGGGUUCUUCAGGCACCGGCGCACCAAAAGACGGCCUGGACUGGCAAGUGCCGCGCAUGGACUGGGGCGACCCUGAUCUGCAGGGCGUCUGGACCAACGCAACUGUCACCGGCCUGGAACGUCUGCCCGGCUUCAACUCGCUGGUGAUCAGCGAAGCACAGGCACGCAGACUGGAACAGCGAGACGCGCAAAAUUCGGACGAGAUCGAUAACUUACCCGACGGUGAUCUGCCAAGCGGUGAAAUUGUUGGCGGCUACAACACUGCCUGGCUGGAUCGCGGCACCCAUUUGCUGCGGGUAAAAGGCGAGCCACGAACCUCCAUCAUCAUCGAGCCUGCAAACGGCAAAGUGCCUUACACAAUUACCGGUUGGCGAAAGUACUGGUGGAAGCUGAUCAACAGCCAGAAACGCAACAAUCCGGAAGAACAACUGACCGGCGACCGCUGCCUGGUGGGUUACGGCUCGACAGGCGGACCGCCGAUGCUACCCGUGCUUUACAACAACAACUACCGGAUCGUGCAGACGCCAGGUCAGGUCAUGAUUCUGGUCGAGAUGAACCAUGCCGUGAGAACAAUUCGCAUCAACGGUGAGCCGCUGCCACCCCAGAUCAGACCGUGGCUCGGUGAUUCUAUCGGUCACUGGGAGGGUGACACGCUGGUUGUGGAGACGACGCAGUUUCAUCCUGAUCAAAGCAUGCGCGGCGCUAUCAAACACCAGCUGUAUGUUGGCAAAGACAGCAUAGUGACUGAACGCUUCACCCGCGUCGGUGAACAGGAAAUUCACUAUGCAUUCAGCGUAGAAGACAGCAAGAUCUAUAGACAACCCUGGCGCGGCGAACUGACGUUCACCCCAAGCAAUGGUGAUAUAUACGAAUACGCCUGCCAUGAAGGCAACUAUGGCAUGGCCAACAUGCUUGCAGGCGAGCGGGCUCAGGGUAAAAACGGCUUACGCUGGCUAUGGGGUUUGAUGACCAACAUGCCAGAAGAAGUCAGCCACCCACAGCUGAGCAGCUCGAGAUUUAAAGACUAG